AGGGGACUGGGAGGCGACGCGAGGUCUUGCUUCUGAGCAUCCCUCGCGCACGUAAAGAAAGGAGCCGUCCAGGUUGGGGUCGCUGGCAGGAGGCAGGGGGAAUCCGGAGUCAGUCAGUGAGUGGCUGAGGUGGAAUUAAAGAAUCCUAAAUUGGGGGCAGUAGGAUUAAUUGGGAGGCGGGCAUGUUUCUUGCCCUCGGUGGUUGGGGAGGAGGGAAUGAUAGGAAGGACCCCGGGGUGUAGGCAGUGAAAUAAAGCAGAAUUAGCACUACUGCAGGUGCCACAUAACACCCGUUCCGCAUUUGUAAGAACUAUACCGUUUAGUGCUGGCAGCACCUACACUUUGGAACUCCCUGCCAAUUGAUAUCAACCAGGUGCUUUCGCUGUAUUCCUUUCGCGGCCAGCUAAAAUAGUUCUUGUCUGCGCAAGCCUUCACAGAUGCUUAGAAAUGUUGGUGUGGAUUUCAAUCAGUUCUAGCAUUUUAACUUUUUGAAUGUUUUAAAAUAUCGGAAAUUUUUCUUGAUUUUACUAUCUUAUCUUUUUGUAUAUCACUUUUUUCUUUGCAAUCAAGGGGCGUAUAAAUUUGAAGAAAUAGAUAGUAACUAAAUAAGGGAAACAGACUUGGAUGGGGGGGGGAGAAAAUCUCCCUCAAUUUAAUAAUUAAUAUUGUUUAAUGCUGAUUAGGUAGCUUCCAGUAGAAGGUUGCACGGACCAUCACCACACUUGAUAAGGGCUUUAAUCUGUGUGGGUAACAAGGAACGAAGAGGGUUGGUAGUCAAAGCUGAUAAACUAAGAGUGCCAGUAAGUCCUGUGGGGGAGAAAGACCUUGCUGGCCCCGGAAGACAAAUUAUUUUUUUACCCUACUGAAAGAAGCACAGGGGCACCCUGGAAUCUCCUCUGGAUCAUACUGGCCUUGCCAUGUCCACCAGCAGCUGCAGUUUUGCAGACAGAUGUGUGACUGUGCUGUGCUGCAGGUUUUGCCAGCAAGUGCUAAGUUCCCGGGGCAUGAAAGCUGUUCUCCUGGCUGACACAGAGACAGAUCUCUACUCCACAGACAUCCCUCCCACCAGGUGAGUCAACACAAGGAGACUCAGAGAACCUUGAAUUGGCUGUAAUUUUCUGUUCCGCAGUAAGUAUUUUGCUUGGCAUGUCUCACACAUUUUUUUAAAAAACAUCAACUUCAAGGAUAUACAGUGGUACCUCGGGUUACAGGUGCUUCAGGUUACAGACGCUUCAGGUUACAGACUCCGCUAACCCAGAAAUAGUACCUUAGGUUAAGAACUUUGCUUCAGGAUGAGAACAGAAAUCAUGCUCCGGCGGCACAGCGACAGCAGGAGGCCCCAUUAGCUAAAGUGGUACCUCAGGUUAAGAACAGUUUCAGGUUAAGAACGGACCUCCAGAAUGAAUUAAGUUCUUAGCUGAGGUACCACUGUACUUCCAUUGUCCCUGAACCAUAGUGACUUAUCUGCUUUAGAUCUAAGAUCCAGUUUUGGUGGUCUUUCUCAUUCUUAACUCGGUAUAGUGUAAUGGUUAAGGUGCUGGACUAGGAUCUGGCACACAAAAUUCAAAGUAGCCAUAAAGACAAACCUUGGGCCAGUCACUGUCUCUUGACCAAAUCUACCUCACAGGGUUGUUGUCAGGUUGAAAAGGGCACAGGAAGACCCCUGUAUGCCGCCUUGAGCUAGGAGGAAAAGUGGAGUAUAAAUGCAAUAAAUAAAAAUAGUACUAAUGAAGGGUCUUGGCAGAAUACACUACACUACAAUCACCUAAAUUGAUCUGCCAGGUUGCUGAUGCUGUGGCUGCUAUCCUAACUCACAUUUGUGCAUGGACUAUGAAAAGAGGUAUGUCUUAACCUUUUCUGUCCUUCUGGGUCUUUCAUGCACUCAUGUGGCAUACAGCCCUUAUAAUAUCUGCCAUAGUGUAGGAAAGUAUUUUCGUUUUGUAAAAAUGCAGAAUCCAAGACUUGAGGUCAAAAUAAAAUAUUCAGAACAUGGGCUUUCUAAAGCAGGCCUGCACAACUUCUGUUAUGUUCAGCUCUGGAAAUCACAGCAGCCUAUGUAGUCUGUCUGCCUUAAUCAUCUUAAAUUAUGAAAGCGGGGCAUGAUUCUAAUAUUAGAAUAGCACCACCAACGCUGUAACAGUAGGAGAACUUAGUGGCAGUAUGCUAGAACUGUCACUUUCACUUCUCUUAAUAGUCAGUUUCUGGUCUACAGUAUUUGUUGUGGUAACAGUCAAAAGCACAAUGGGGGGUGUUGUAUAAACCACAGGAAGACAUAGUAUCUGCUUUCCUACAUCCUCAGUGAUGGUGAAUCAAAGUGCAACUUUCAAACAUGAGAAAAGGAAGGAAGGAGUGUUGGAAGAAGGCGGCAAGUUUCAUUGGUGACAACAUUAAUAUACUGUACAUAUAGGAAAUCAUAAUCAUAUUUAAUCAAAACUUCUUAAGGGAACCCUAAACUAAUGGAACUUUUGUCACAGAGAGCUAGUGCCAUCAACGUGCCUUACUCAAGCUUCAGCAAUAUGGUUGCACAUUCAGUAAUUCAUAUGGAUAAAAAGAUGGCCUAUACUUGGGGGUGGAAGGCUUAAUGUUUCUGACAAAUCAUAGAAUAAUAGAAUCAUAGAGUUGGAAGGGACCCAAGGGCCAUCUAGUCCAACAAGGUAAUGCAGGAAUCUUAGCUAGAUCAUACAUGACAGGUGGCCACCCAACCUCUUACUAAAAACCUCCAAGGAGAGUCCACCACCUUAUGGGAAUCUGCUCCACUGUCAAACAGCUUUUACUGUUAGAAAGUUCUUCCUGAUGUUUAGUCAGAAUCUCCUUCCUUGUAACCCGAAUCCAUUAGUGUGGGCAACAAGGAACAAAGAGGGUUGGUGGUCCUACCCUCCAAAACCAGAGAAAACAAGCUUUCUCCAUCUGACAGCCCUUUAGAAUCUAAAUUUUACUAUCAUUAUUAACUGAGUUCCCAGAGAAUAAAAUGGUCAGCCAGUACUGCUGGUAAUUUAUUUGAGAAGAUAUACAACAGGCAACCCCAACCUUCGGCCCUCCAGAUGUUUUGGACUACAAUUCCCAUCAUUCCUGACCACUGGUCCUGUUAGCUAGGGAUCAUGGGAGUUGUAGGCCAAAUCAUAGGGUGGGCCGCAGGUUGGGGAUGCCUGAUAUACAAGGCCAAAGGGAACUCCACUUGGCUUUCAGGUGGGUAGAACUGGAAAUUUAUUAUUGUUUAAUAUAUACAUAGGAAUCUGUGUUAUAUGGACUCAAAAGAGAUGAACAGAUGUAGAAGACAUUGGUCUAGCUCAGUAUUGUCUACACCAAGGUAGCCAACUCUGAUUAGCCCCAGGCAGCAUGGUCAGUGGUCACAAUGAGAGGGCAUCUGGAACACACAGUUGGCCAACACUAGUCUAUAAGGAUGGGCAGUGGCUAUCUAGGGUUUCAGAGUCUUUCUUAGCCCUACCUGCAUAUGCUGGGGAGUGAACCUGGGAUCUUUCUUCUGCAUGAAAAGCUUGUGCUCUAGUACUGAGCUAUUAUCUCUCCGGCCCCAUACAUAAUAGUUGUAUAUCAGUGCUCUGGGAAACGUACAGAUUUCAAGAGAGCAAAUAUAAAAUCAAAGAGUAAAAUAAUUUUGAACUGCAAAGUGUAAAACGAGUUGUUAAAAAUGGCACAAAACAGCUUGAAAUUAAAAGUUCCAAAAGCCAACAUCAAGAUUCAUUCAAUACAAGUUAAUAUAUAUUUUAAUCAAAUGACAGAAAUGUUUCUUAGCUGAGACUUUCCCCACACUUCGAUAUUAUAUGGUAUAAAUGUUAAGUAACUGACAAAACCUUAAUUGAAUUUAUUCUGUGUGGUUACAAAUGGCAUUUCUAUGAUAAUGUUGAACAAUGAAACAAUGCUGACUAUUGCUAUUACAGAAAUGUGUUAAUGGAAUUCAGCAAACCUCUUACUUCAAACUGAGAUAUUAAAAGGAAAGCUAUGUUUUAGUGCCUCGGGAAAUUAUUUAUCAUGAUUGGUUUCUUUAUAAUGUAAUAAUUGAUUAGCAUGGCAGCCGGGGGUACUGUACUCUGUUAGGGCUGAGCAGUUAAGGGAGAGCUUAAGUGUUGAGAAGCAUCUACAUUUUGAAACUCUAAAUAAAAAAUGGCAACACUAUAACUGAUUAUUGGUAGUAGCUGCUUGCCACCUGAAUCUUAUCUACCAUAGCAACUCCCAGGGAUAGCUUUUAAUUUUCUGUCUAAUAUAGAUCAGCUCUGGGAAGAGGUCUGUUUGCUGUGAAUUAUACAGAAAAAACUGUUUAAUCCUGUCAGGAAUGCAGUAAUGAUCAGACUGCUUCAUUUGUAAGCAAAGGAACACACAUCCAAGAGCAAACACAGAUUAAUGGUUGUUGAAAACUAUUCAGUUGCAGGUGCCGAUGGAAUGAUUGGUUGUCGCUUCCUCUGUUGUACAGGAUGCUGUCGGCACUCUUAAUAAGUCUUCUACACCUGUUCAUCUCAUUCUGUUGCUAUGAUUCAUGGCUAGCAAUAGGUAAAGUGGCUCUGGGCUGCAACGCUGAUGGAAUGGUCACGCUUGGCUGUAGAGCCCACAUCUCCCUCUGCUUCAUCAUGAGAAGCAGAAACAAAAUUGCUGUAUUGAGUAACAAAUAUCAACAGACUAAUUCUUGGACAGAAGCUCUAUGGUAACAUAUUGCACUGGUUGGUACUCUUCCACCUGGCUGGCUACACCAGGAGGCUGGGUCACACAAUUUGGAGAUGUUUUUAGGGUUGAAGCAGACUAAUCUAUUGUUACUAAAGAGCAAUAGUGAUUCUCUUAGCUAUUGUGGAAUGAUCACAAUGGCUUGAACUACAGGGUUCAAGCUGUUUUUGAAGGCAGUUUUGACCUCUUAUCUGAUUUGCUCCUUUUGCAAGCUUAGGCAACAAUCCUGAAACCUCUUACUGUCAUGUGGUGCAAUCCUUUAAACUAAUGGAGCUUUUGUAGGAAAAUUUGCUUCAGAACUAGGCCCACUUUGGAAGAAAAUUGCUUUCUUACAAUGUGAUCUUAUGCAUGUUUAGUUGGAAGUAAAUGCCACUGAGUGGGCUGGAAUUUGUUUUCUGGUAAAUAUGAAGAGGAUUAUAGCCUGAUCCAAACUUUCCCUUUAACCACUUACCCAGACAGGUGGGAAGACUGCUAAGAGGCACAAGGAUAGAGCACUUUGUCUGUCCCUCCAGCAACCCCCUGUAUUUCUGCCUGUGAAGGACACUUGGACUCUUCCAUGCUGAGCACAGAAAAAAGGGGGGCACUGCUUCCUCUCCCUCUCUGUCUCCUGCAGCUCCCUGCACUACUACGCAGAGUGUCGAGUGGUGACCAUUGGCCAUGUUUUCGAGGCUGAUAAGAGUUGGAAUUCAUUAGCAUCUCGUGGGCCAAGAGUUGCCCCUCCUUGCAACAUAGGAGCCAAUAAUGAAUGCCUCUUGUCUUAAUUAGAGUGAAACAGCAUUUCAUAUAAGUCACGGGCACCACAACUUUAUAGGGGUUGCUAAAGUGUUUUCUCCAACAGGCAACUCAGCUCGAUCAUUUUUGAAGAGACAAUGCAAGGAAAAGACUACCUAUCAAAACUCAUUAAACUAAAAGCUGGAUCAAUGUACAGUUAUGUCGUAUAUUGCCUUUCUUACAAUGGCUGUUAGCAAAGAGAGGUUUACAAUGGCUGUUGGCACAUAUAGAUUUGUAAACUAACAAUAAACAAAGGGAAUAGCCUUCUGCUGGAACUUUUAUUGCUACAAUACUUCACAUUGUGAAACUGUGAUCAAGUUCAUUUUUAACUACCUACAGUCUAUUUCUCCCCCCAGUACUGUUGGCUUCAUUGGAAACUGCUAUUUCACAGAAAUCUGCAAAUGUAAACUGAAGAAUGUGGCCUGUUUGAAAUGGUAAGUAAGUAAUGCUGCAGUUUAACUUAGCAUAGUGUUUUGAAUAGCUGUGCGGCCGCUACCUCUUCAUUCAUUUGUGUGCAAGAGCCUGAAGUGAACCUGAUUAUCUAAAAUUUGUUUGAAUUUAACUAUCAAUCAUCACAGAAAUCCUUGGCUGACAAUGUCCAGGAUAAAUUCCAGCAAUAAAAUGGUUGGCAUAAAGAGCUCCCAGAUUUACUUGGGAUGACUGGACUAUUCUGAUAUCCUCAGGAUUUCCAAAACUAUGGUAGUACAAAGCAGAAUAGGUUAUUGGCAUGUGUUAUCUUCACCCACCUUUCUCCUGGCUUUCAUUCUAUGCUUUAAUAGCAGGCAGACAGGCAGAAAUGUGGCAGGUGAAGUUUUUCAUUGUGCAGAGAUGGAAGGAGUUUUUCCUCCCUAAUUUCUGCAUGUCAGUAUGCUGUUGAUGGAACAGGGACAGGGUUAAAAUAGGGAGGGGGCAGUAGUAGCUGAAACACAUAAACCCAAAGGAAUUUGACUACGAUACCGCACACAUCAAGGUAGCUAGAUUGCCAGUGGGGCAGAAGAUAGCCUUCUCUGUGGCCGCUUAUUAGAUAUUCAUGAAACAGCACAAUAAUUAGCAAAUCAUGAUUUUACCCUGUGGCUUGUGUCCCCCACCCCCAAAUCAGAGAAAUUGUAGAGAAGUUCAGUAUAGAUUCAUAUCUAUUCAAUUUUCUUCAAUUUAAUGGCUUUUAUUCUAAAAAUCUAACUAUCAGCUACCAUAAAAUGGUCCUGGUUUUAGUCAUCUCUGUAUGAAUUUGUCAUGACAUCAAUAAUCAUUCUAUCCCAUGCUUUCUAGAGCCACAGGGAUCAGUAGGUCAGUAUUUUCCCAUUUUUGUGAUAUGAGGUGAGGUGAGCUUAUGUUCUGUAAAAUAGUUUUUAUAUUUAAGAACAGGCAACAUCUGUUGUUAAUACAUUCAUAAUAUAGAUGCCCAUUUGGGGGUUAAAAAGAAAGUUUCAGGCUGAACAUACAGGCUAUUUCUGGACUGUUUCCCAAAGGCAUCUUGCUCAGUAUUUAGUCAAACAUUCACAACUAGUUUUACUGGAUGGGGUGGGAUCCUGUUUUAUUUACUUGCUAUUUACCAUGAGGACAUUCAUUUUACUGUUGAUUUUAGAGCUUACUCUUCUGUCUACUCUUUCACCUAAGAACCUGUGUGUCAGAUACUCUUUGUUUGCUUUUCUAGUGGGAAUGUCGUAGGAUACCAUGUGAUCGCUCCAUGCAAACCUUGUUUGCUGUCCUGCAACAAUGGGCACUUCUGGAUGUUUCACAGCCAGACUGUUUUUGGAAUCAACAGGCUCGAUUCUUCCGGUAUGGAAAAUUUCAUUCCACACACAAAGUUUAUUGUUCUUAUCCCCUUGGAGUGUUCUAUUCCAAAGCUUGUACUACAGUGAAUUGGGUGGUUCUCAGAAAAUGUAUACCAAGAGAGUUAGACAUACUUCAGGCUUGUUGGACCUACCGUACUUUAAUUUUUAUUAAAACAUCAACAUACUCCCAGGUUAAGGAGCAGGGUGCCUCUGAGCACAAGCACUCAGCCCAGGAAUUUGUUUUUAGCACCAGAUCUGAGCUCACAGUUCAUAAAAUAGCAAUCCAAAAGGGGAAAGCAUGAAUGAAAAAGAAGUGAUAAAUACUCAGGCAAAAACCAUCUUGAACUGCCAUGUUUGAGAACAAGGCCUCAGAUGUAUAACAGAAGCAUAGAAUCAUAGCGCCAUAGUCUCAUUUCUGAGCAACAAUGUGCAGAGCUGAGUGGAGUGGGAGGCCAACCAACCAGAAGAGUCUCUCAGGUAUACUUGCCUGGAGGUAGAGUCAGCAUCCAAAGUCUGGUCCAUUCCUAGGGUUGUGCGAACAGCAAUUCACAUUGUCAGAGGCGUCAGGGAAUUCGAUGAUCAUGGGGUCAAGACGAGCAGGAAGCAGCAAGGUAGGGCCAGAAACUACAAACAUUGUUACCAGCAUCUGGCUGCUGCUGGGAGCUCUGCUUAAGACAGCUGAAUCCAGCUGGUUCUCACCAGUGCCGCCUUCUCUGUGCUCUUGAAGGCUGAUCAGCUGCAGGUGGAGACACUCCGCCUUCUCCCCCUUCAGGCUGAUGUUCAGCAGGCGAAGCUGACUCCUGGCCCAGGACGCCUAGAGUUGGAAUUGGACCCCAGGGGUCAUCUAGUCUCACCCCUUGCAAUGCAGGAAUGUCAACUAAAGCAUAUAAGACAGAGCAUGUGGGAAAGAACACAAUGGAAGCACAUACCACCCACAAGCCACACACUUCACCACUGCCUGCAACAGAAACAUUUCCCUGCUGUUCACAAGUUCAGCUGCUAUGCGAAAGGGCUCUAUAUGUGUGUACUGAUUUCUGUACAACAGGCUUCAGAUGGACACUGCCCCAGUCAGCAUUUCUGCUGCAUGCAGUGAUGGCAAGGUGUGUCACUGAGGAAUAUACCCAGAGUGGGGCCAAGUCCCGUGACACCCCACCACCGGUGUUCUUUUCACAUGCGGUGGUGGGUUGUGCAAACCUCUCUCAUUUAAACUACCUUAUAGUGAAGGAAGGCUGUUAUAGAACUUGUUUUCCUGAGAAAGUAAUUGUCCCUGCUGCAGCAGUAGGACCGCUGCAUCUUUUAACAGGGGUGAGGUGAGGAAAACCUUUAGUCCGCCAGACGAUGCUGAACUACAACUCCUAUCAGCCCUGGCAAGCCUGGCCAGUGGCCUAAGUUGGCAGGAAUUGCAGUUCAGCAACAUCUGGAGGGCCAACGGUUUCCCAAACCUGUUUUAACAGGGGAAAAGAGGAGAUUUUGGUAGUUGUUGCUCUUCCGUUCUGUGACAUAAGAAGCUACAACUUGCUGAAAUUCUUUUAUAUCAAGGUUGGGGAACCUCAGGCAAGGCAACUGAAUGCAUCCACCCAUGCCUAUCUCUGGCCUUCAGGACUCUCCACAAAGUUCACACUGACCCAUGCCCUUCUUGAGUACUUUUGCCUGGCUGGAAAUCAGCUGUGAUAAUGCAUGGUUUGUGCAACCCUCUGGCUUUUGUAUGGCUGGAAUGUAGCUUAAUGUGUAAAGGGUAAGAUCUGCACUCCUUUUACCACCCACUUUUGCUUCACUGCCCCACCCACCACUAGCAUUAAUUAGGCCCUCAGAAGGUUGUUAUAAGGGGACAUGGCCCUCGGGCUACAGAAGGUUCCCUACCCCCAGUUUAUAGGAACCUAGAUGCUGGAAGGUUGACCAGCCCCGCUCUAGAAUGUGGCAUUUAAAUACAGAGGUGGAAUUAGAGGCUUAAACUGCAUGUUCAUGUUACUUUGUUUAUUAGCCUUUAUCUAUGGCUAGGGUUGUAGCUCCCUUCAGCAACGUGUUUUGCUUUAUUAGCAUGAGAUCCUGGUCAGAGAGAGUGCAAUGGAAGUUUUUUUGCCUUUUCUUUUUAAGGUACAAACUUACUGCUUUGGGGCAACUUGCCAGAUUCAGAGGAAAGCUUGGAUGAAGACACAUCCAGCAUCUCUGAAGACGAGUACAUCCGAUAAAUGUCAUCAGCAAUGUACUGCAUGGUGAGCCUCUCACACUGACAAGAAACACGAUGUGCAAAUCCCAGCAAGGCAGAGGGGAAGCACUUCAAAGGGUAAUAAUACCUGUUGACCUUACACCGUCUGAUCUGCUGGGCAUCCUGUUGUACAGGACGACUAGGAUUUGAAGGUCAAAAGGCAGCCCUCGCUCGCUUUCCAGAGAGCUACCCACCAUCAGUAUGUCCCCCUGGCUUCUGCAACUGCUUGCUGUUUCCCGUGUCCUACAGAAUGGCGUUUAUGUACAGAAGAUCAAGGAAUGAGCUCCACAUCGCCAUCGCUCAUUGUUGCACUAAAAAAGGUCAGGAAACAACACGGGGAAAGAUCCAGUGGUGUUUGAUAUGGCAAGUUAUCUGUUGGCCUGCAUGACUCCUUUUCCCUGUUUUGCUGGCUGAGUCAGGGGUUGUGCAUGGCCUCUCUUUAGGAACCACAGUUAAUGCUGCUACAGAGCACCGACAGUGAAUACUGACUCUGUGCUGUUGGCUGCCUUCCAGAAUCCCAUGUUUGCAUAACAUAUUGGGAAGCUCUUAAAUCUAGGUAUUUUUGCUUCCCUCGUGCAAGCGCAGCACAAUGUUUGGUUCUGCUCAAAGGCCAGAUUUUGAGGAAACCUACUGAAUAGCUUUUUCUCUGCCAGUGCACAUACGGCCAACAAGUGUGAGGACAUCGCCUGGGAACUGGCAUGCUUCCCUGCUCCUGAUGGAAGGAGAAGAUGCAAAGAAAUGCUAACAAAAGAAAACAGAGACCCCAGCUUCUGGACCUGCAGAUAUCCCCUUUAAUGCGUGCAAUCAAGAAACAAAGAGGCUUAAAAGAAUAGUGUCCAAGCAGCAGCAUUUGUAACUGUGUUUGCCCGUUUCUCCAGUUGUUUACAAGAAGAAACGAGCAGUGAGAGUGACGCUGAAAGAGAAUGUAGUAAAUGCAGGGCCAGGUUAAAAAAAAAAAAUUUCUUCUGGUUUCUCUACUGCUGGAACAAGAGUAUUCCCUAUGUAGCUAGUGGCACAGUGCCUUUUGGAAAGAAGGUAGCAACCAGGCAUGGCUUGAAUUGCAUCUAGCCAGUAGUGCACUGAAGUCUAAAGUAGCAGAAGCAGCUAAGUAGCUGCAGGUAGAACAUUAUGCUUUUUCAGAAUGAUGUAAGUGUUAUCUGGAGCAUGAUUUUUAAAAAGUGUACUAAUAUCCUCUUUGGAAGAAGGAAAAAAUAUGAGAAUUUUCAAGCUGUGUUGAUACUUUCAGCACACUAGUUUAUAGGCACUUUAGGGCCUGGUGCAGAUCCAGAAUCUUUGCCGUGGUGAGCCUACAACUCUAGUCCCCACAUUGCUUUCAUUCACUUGAAUGGAGCUAGGCAUAAGUUCAGGGAGCAGCUUAUUCCAAAUGCUUCCUGGAUUUUGCUGGUGCUGUUGGUGUUUGCAAGAUAGCUUGGGGAAGAUGGUGCUGAAUGAAUUUCCAGAAGUCGGUUAUGUUUUUACGUUUUCUUGGUGUGUAGGUGUGAUCAUUAUGUGAAACCCUCCAAAAGUUAUAGACUGAGUUAUUCAUAACAGUGGAAGUGUCUGCUAGUAAGUGGUGCAGUGAGGUAAUUUAGACUUUCAAUUUAAUGAGUGUUCUCUCUCUCUCUCUCUCUCUCUCUCUCUCUCACACACACACACACACACACACACACACACUUUGGAUCAGGGGUGAAAAGCCUCCAAAUCUGGUCCUCAUAGUUCUCUAGGUCACAAUUCUCACUUUUACACUGAUUAUUUUUGCAUGGUUGGUAUGCGUCCUUGAACUCAGAUGCCUCCUACUUUUCUAGGUAGAUGAUAGAGAAGUGUGUGUGUGUGUGUGUUGGUCUAGCCCACUGCACAAAAGUAGCUUUUACAUUUGUUGUUCCACCCAUUUUUGCUGCUGGCCUCAGCCACCACUAGCAGGUGGCCUCAAAGGGAACGAGGCCUUCAGGCUGCAAAGGGUUCUCUAUUCUUGCUUUCUAUGGUGUAAAUUACUUUGCUUACUUCAAAAUGUGGUACGCCAGCCCUGCUGUACUUUCUAUGAGCCCUCCUGCUCAUUCUGCUGAGUGAGGGCCUCACCUUCUGCCCCAAAAUGCCUCCCUGGCAACUCCUUUGCUACCAGUUUGCAGCAGGUUCAAAUGUCUAUCAGCUAUACGAGCUGUAUAUAGUAAUAGUCGGUGUGCUGUGUGUAUUCUGCGGUUCCACAAGAACAGAAUUCAGUAUCUGGAGAUUCUCACCUUUUAUUUAUUUUUAAAACUGCCUUCUAGCUGUUAAGGCUUCCAAUAUAAGCCUGGUGAAAUCUCUGAUGCCAAAGCAGGGGGCUUAAGCUGUUGCUUUCCUCCCAGCCAGCAGAAGCAAAGCAAAUAGUGAGCAUCGUUUACCCAGGUUAUGGAACUCAACUUCUCUUGGAACUGACUUCAGUUUAAUACCAACUUAUUUAAAGCACAAAAUAUUUGCAGCUUUAAUAAGAGCACCCUUCGUAUACACAAAAUAUACUAAGGUAACACCUGUCCUAAAAAAAUCACAAAAUUCACUCUGAGAAUGUGUUUUAAAGUGAGAAAUUGACUUAAAAUGUCAGAAAGAUCAAGACCUUCAGUUGUAAAAUAAGAAAGGCAAAAAGUGGGGGAACAGCAUUCCCAACAAAUCAGUUGUGCAGUAGGAUCCUGACCAUGUUUACUCAAAAGUAAGACCUACUGAGUUCAAAGGACAUUGCUCCCUACUAGUAAAUGAGUUUAGGAUCAGGUGACACCCGAAUGGGGUAUGGGUAACUGCAGAACAUUAUGGAAGGGAAGCUCAAUGCACCACUGCCAGAUUCAAGUGGCAGCUAAGUAUUUUGAAGAACAUCUAGCUUAGCCAUUAGAACAAUUGCAUUUUGUUUAUUCGUUAUGUGUGUGUGUGUGUGUGUGUAUACACACAAACAGUGAAAAAGCAGCACCAUGUGUUACUUAGUUAAGCACAAAUAUUAAAAAUCCUGUGAUUCUUGUAGCUACCCAAGGACAUAAAGAUUAUAAACACCUGUUACUUUGUUCAGUGUUUGCACUCAACAUCUCCUGAAAAGAAGCCUCAAAUAAACAAGCUGCACCAUGCACUUCUGAUGCAGAAUAUGAGACUUUGGCAGUGGAGUAUUAUUUUUAUUCUACGAAUUGGGAAGUAGAGGUGUAGAUCUGUGGAACAAGGGGAGCAAUGACCCUCUAGAUGCUGUUGCACUCCAAUUCUCGUCAGGCCAGUAUGACCAGUGAUCAGGUGUUGGUGGGAGCUAGAGUCCAUCAACACCUGGAGAGCUAUGGAUCCCACCGCCCCACCCCUUGCUCUAAAGCAACUUUCAGAACAUAUGCUGGACCUUUAAAAGGAAUCAUGAGUGUCUUCACAUGGAAGCAUUAUGUAGGGUUCAGCCAUCCAUGCCCGAAGUAUUGGAGAGGGCCUAGGUUCAAUCAAUGUUGUCAAAUGAUCUGGAGUAGCAGGGCUGUGAAAGAAAGCAGGCAGUGCUGGGCUAAAUGGACUUACAAUCUGAUUCAAUAUGAGAGCUUAAUGGGUGCUUGUAAAAGAUAAGAAACAAUUUUGGGAAACCAUCUGGGUUGUGUAAGCAAACUGUUGCAGGCAAAGGAUGAUAACAAGCCUUCCAAACUCCACAGAUCAGUUGGAUGCUGCAUAGGAAGAAAAAUCCAAUGAGAAAAUUAGGGUGCAAUCCUUGUCUAUGCAUUAACGCUAUUGAAUUCAUGGGGACUUACCUCUGAGUAAACCUGUAUUGGCUUGCGCUGUUAGAGGUACUCCAAACGAAAAAGAAAGUGUGCAUGAUUCAACAGAAUCCAUGACUCAAAUCUGCUUAGUUCAGCUGAAUUAGGUAUGUCCCUAUGUUUAGCUCUUGCCGGUCUGUCUGCUGUCAAGCCACCCCAAUUAUAACACUGCUUUGAUCUAAGAUACACAAGGCUAAUAUUCACUAAAGUUUCGGUAGUAAUAUUAAAAUACAAUGUGGG
Podarcis lilfordi (Lilford's wall lizard) is the source of this 13394-nucleotide messenger RNA. The record is from the annotation of a GenBank genome assembly. Lineage: Eukaryota; Metazoa; Chordata; Lepidosauria; Squamata; Lacertidae.